This is a messenger RNA of Nelumbo nucifera (sacred lotus), 2154 nucleotides long. The record is from RefSeq and is a predicted model, not a curated record. NCBI's taxonomy places the organism in Eukaryota, Viridiplantae, Streptophyta, Magnoliopsida, Proteales, Nelumbonaceae.
UCUUGCACGGUUACAAAAUACAAAUGUUUGGUCAAGAAUAUCUGCCCAAGAUUUCAAUCUAACGGUUUUAAUGUAGUAAAGUAAAAAUCGAGGAGAGGGGAGUACCAGUACUGGUACGGACUAUAUUGCCAUUGUUUAACUCAGGGGUGACUGACUCACUGAUGAGAGGUCAGGGCUAGGGCUAUAUUAGGCAGGCGAGGUAUAAAGAGAGAACAAAUGUAAACAGGGGCUGGUUUUAAUGUCGCCAACGUCUGUUCCAGUAAUCAUAAAUCCACUCCACUAGCUCUCGGGCCUCAGCCAAUAGAAAGAGUAGAGUGCCACUCUGCCACUCUUUCCUCUUUCUGCUGCUACCCUUCAACUAAACCCUCCUUUUUGAAAUGCUGGCUCCCGACCAAUCUUCAUUCCAUGCAACGAAGACAAUCGGCAUGGCAAAACACUCAUAUCGCUGCAAAAUUUCCUCCUCGCUCACCGACGCUAUUCUCUUCGUCGGAGGAGUCAUGGUGGCCCUGCUACUCUUCUGCGCUCUCUGGUCCUCCAUCAUGCCUGUUCCCAACCCUACCCCUACUUUCUCUUCUGCUGUCACCCGGCCAAAGCCCUCUGUCUCGGAGGUAUUCGCCUCAGAUGAUUGCGCCCAAGUUGUUGUGUCAAUGAGGGUAAACCGAAGCCACGACCCCUCUUCUCCCACAUUCUAUGACGACCCCAACCUCAGCUACUACGUCGACAAAGACAAACCCAUCAAGAACUGGGACAAGAAACGGCGUGAAUGGCUGAAGCACCACCCAUAUUUUUCCCCCGGAAUACAGGAGCGAAUUCUCCUCGUGUCUGGAUCGCAGCCAUCGCCGUGCCAGAACCCCAUCGGCGAUCACCUCCUCCUGAGAUUCUUCAAGAACAAAGUGGAUUAUUGCCGAAUCCAUGGCUACGAUAUCUUCUACAACAAUGUCCUUUUGCACCCCGAGAUGAAAACAUUUUGGGCGAAGAUUCCAGUGCUGCGAGCCGCGAUGAUUGCUCACCCGGAGGCGGAAUGGAUAUGGUGGAUGGACUCGGACGCGGCGUUCACGGACAUGGAUUUCAAGCUGCCUCUGGAGAGGUACAGGGAACACAACAUGGUGGUUCACGGGUGGGAGAAAUUGAUAUACGAGAAGAAAAGUUGGGUGAGCCUGAAUGCGGGUGUGUUCCUCAUUCGAAACUGCCAGUGGUCAAUGGACUUUAUGGACGUGUGGGCGAGCAUGGGACCCCAGACACCCGAUUACGACAAGUGGGGGAAGACCCAGAAAUCAGUACUCAAGGACAAGGUAUACGCAGAGUCGGACGACCAGUCCGGGCUGGUUUACUUACUGUUGGAGCAGAAGGAGAAAUGGGCGGAUAAGAUUUAUGUGGAGAGCCAGUACUACUUCGAAGGGUAUUGGUUGGAGAUCGUGGAGAGGUUGGAAAACAUUAGCGACAGGUACGUAGGGAUUGAGACAAGUGCGGGAGAGCUGAGAAGGCGACAUGCCGAGAAGGUGAACGGCUACUAUGCGCAGCUGAGGGAGCCGUAUCUGAAGGAGGCUGGGUUCGGGUGGGGGAGCUGGAGACGCCCCUUCGUCACCCAUUUUACUGGCUGUCAGCCCUGCAAUGGAAAUCACAACCGCAUAUAUUCGGGGGAGAGCUGCUGGAAGGGAAUGGAGAAAGCGCUGAAUUUUGCAGAUAAUCAGGUAUUGCGUACCUUCGGCUUCGUGCACGGUGACAUGCUCGACUCUUCCUCCGUUUCUCCUCUGCCCUUUGAUUAUCCUUCUUCUGCCUAAUUACUUGCUAUUAAUUAACUAGUAGCUAAAAACAGAAGAAGAAGAAGAAGAAGAAGAAGAAGAAGCGGACAAAUUUAAGCUACGUUGUGUUGCGUUACUUGUCUAAUCCCUGCUUGUUUUAACUUACUGGAUUGCUGAGAGAUCGAACCGAGGUUUUGCUUAAUAAAUUAAAUGAAACUGUAUGUGGUCAUUGGUCAGACCAAGUUGAUCGAGAGGGUUAGAAUGAGGAGACUAAAAGUAAAAAAAAAAAAAAAAAUUACUUUUUUAUGCUCGAAGAAGUAGUACGAAAUUAUUUAGUAGUUGAUGAAUUGUACUUUUUUUUAUGUACUAUAUAUUGGAACAUUAAACAAUUGGCACGGUUAUUUGUAAGCUC